This is a messenger RNA of Conger conger (European conger), 2549 nucleotides long. RefSeq names its product zinc finger protein 37-like. The record is from RefSeq and is a predicted model, not a curated record. The transcript is spliced from 4 exons. Bases 276 to 1697 code for a protein of 473 amino acids. NCBI's taxonomy places the organism in Eukaryota, Metazoa, Chordata, Actinopteri, Anguilliformes, Congridae. Gene Ontology annotation, molecular function: DNA-binding transcription factor activity, RNA polymerase II-specific; RNA polymerase II cis-regulatory region sequence-specific DNA binding. Gene Ontology annotation, biological process: regulation of transcription by RNA polymerase II.
UUCACUCUGAGCCACUCGGAGCAUCUGACAUCGUGCAAAAUACCAUCGAAGAAGUCUCCUGGAGGCAUGGCGAGUAGACCGGAAGUAAACAGACACCCGAAUGAUGUUACGAAUCCUUGCGUGAGGUAGCAAGAAGCCUGUUCGAAAUGUUUUACUGUAAAUAAAUCCAUCGUCAUUUUUGAAACGUUGCAAAAUCUACAGAGACUCUACUUUAUCCAGACCUACUCGAAAGUGAAUGAUAAUAACUAGGUUACAUACCUAACCAGCUAGCUACAAUGGCUAAUGUCGUUAACCAGAAUUUCAAUUCACAGCUUCGUUCCGUUGUCGACAAAUUGGCGAUCACGGCUGUGAAAGAAAUCUCAAAACUUGUAGGUGAUGGAUUUGCGAUACUGCAUGUGGAAAUUUCACGAAGCCACAAAGAAAACGAAGCACUAAAAUGCAAAAUACAGACGAUGGAGCUUCAGAUGGCGCGAGGAUGUGUGGAGGAGUCGGGAACGCGAGAACAGUUCGCCAAGUGUCGUUGUGAACAAAAUCCAGUUAAAACCACAAAUGGCGUCUUUGCGGAACAUAUGGACGUGCCAAAGAUGGACGCAGAACACCCGUCUCGGCACGAUGGCACUCCCACACCAUCUACUGACAUGAGGACAGAGUGUGCACACAUGCAGGAGGGAAGGACUGAAUGGGUUCUUAUAAAGGAGGAGAGAGUGGAAGAGGACAGAGACCCACAGGGAGAGAUGAACUCCAGGGAGGAGAGAGCCGUGGAGUGGAGGGCAGGCAGCAGGGGAAAGCGUCCCGUUCAGGAAACGCAGAAUAAAGCAGCGAAUCACACAGAGGAGCUCACUGAGCAGCACAGGACCGGACGCGGUGUUUGGGAGGUCAGUGGACUGGAAUCUGCACUUAAAACAGAGCCAGAGACAGAGAGUGCCAAGACCCUUCAGCACACAGGAUGUGAGCAGAGCACAGGAAGACUCCACAGUUCAUGUCCUGAGUACUUAACAUGUGAGAGAACUAGUCAACUGAGGACUUUCUGUACACAGGGGGCUGGAGAAACAGAGGCUGAUGUUCCCUCCUGCUCUUAUGCUACAGAAAGCAGCUCUGAGAGCCUGUCCAUUCACUCAGGGCUGCAGUCACUUCCUCCCCCAGGGAAAGGUGCUGGCAGUAAUCUGUCAUUGGGGCCUCUUGAUGUGAAACCAGAGGCUGUAAUGAUAGACUCACCGUCUGAAGAACAGGCUGAGAUGCACUCUGCAUGGAAUGAAGAGACCAUUUCAGAAAAUACUCCAGGACAACAGGAACAUUACAGGCAGGAGAGACCGUUUAACUGCCAACAGUGUGGAAAGAGCUUUGUUCAUUUAUCUCAUUUUACUGUUCACAAGAGAGUCCACACAGGAGAGAAACCAUACAGGUGCACAAUGUGUCCACAGACAUUUUCACAUUCAGGUAGUCUUAAUAGACAUUACAGAGUUCACACAGGAGAACGGCCAUUUAGAUGCACAUAUUGUGGUAAGUGUUUUUCCGAGUCAGGUAAUCUUAGAAACCAUCAAAGGCUUCACAGUGGAGAGAGACCAUUUAGAUGCACAUAUUGUGGUAAGUGUUUUUCUGAGUCGGGUAAUCUUAGAAAACAUCACAGGGUUCACAGUGGUGAGAGACCCUUCAGACGUACAUCUCAUAUGAAGUCUACUUCAAUACAGACAUUUUAAAAGCACCAGCAGAGAGACCAUGCGCCUGUGCUCCAUGCCAGACAAGUUUCUUUAGCAAGGACAAAUCAAGUGAGUGAGUAAUCGGCAGUGUCUUUUUAUUCAUUACACACAUGUAUACCAGGGUUUUUAUAAUUCUCUGUUGGUCAAUAUCGGAAAUGUAAUUUAAAAGUUUUGGUUCCCAAUCCCCAUUCUCCAACGAACACUCAGGACAAGUGUUUCCCUGCUGAGACAGCUGUUAACUGGUUGACCAGUUAGACCAGCUUAAGCUAUUAGCUGGUAUUUCAAGCUGGCCAUCGCUGGAUAAAAAAAAAAAAAAAAAUUUAAACACACACCAGGCUUCUCAUUGCAGUUUAACCAAGUCGGUCAAAACAUAUUUAAUGUGCCCCUUUACUGUGUGUGUGUGUGUGUGUGUGUGUGUGUGUGUGUGUGUGUGUGUGUGUGUGUUUGUGUGAUUUAAAAAUAUAAUUUUCACAAAUAUAAACAAACUUGAUGCACAUUCUCAUGGUCUGCCUUUAUUUAACUUUUUUAACAGAUCUUAAACUAUAAUAGUGUCAGUCUUUGUCCCUAGUUUAAGUCAUUAUAAAUAUUGAGAGAAAUGUCUAUCAGCUGUUGUGAAUUUCACAGGUUUCACAGGAAAAUUCCAGUAUGUGUUGCUUUCUGUCGGUUUCCACAACGGCAGAAUGUUGGUUUUCCCAAAUAUCUCUUCUGCUACCCGAAAUGGGUACAAUCGGCAUACAUACAAAUUUCUAAUUUCGUAAGGAGCAUUUAGGGGUUACGUGUCUUGUUCAGGACACUUCGACACACCCAAGGCGGGAUCGAACCGACAACCUUCCGACUGCCAGAUGACUGCUC